Molecule: messenger RNA, 4031 nt
Organism: Cryptotermes secundus
Lineage: Eukaryota; Metazoa; Arthropoda; Insecta; Blattodea; Kalotermitidae
Product: bone morphogenetic protein 1
Exons: 17
Coding region: 339-2987 (882 amino acids)
Cellular component (GO): plasma membrane
Molecular function (GO): protein binding
Source: RefSeq, a predicted model, not a curated record
UGGACGUACGUAUGUGUGCAGUGUCUACAUCUAGCGAUGUCAGGCAGGUAAUAAUCAGGACGGGGCGGGGCGCCAAGACGUGAUGGACGCGUUGCUAAUCCGUCGCGUGUCCUGACGUCAAGUUUGUGUCAACACGCGUGGAUUUAUUUAGCGUGUGUAUGUGUAGUUCAAGUGCGUGGAUACUUCUUUUUAUUCUUCACGUGUGUGCCAGGUUACUGCAAGAAAGGGGGAAACAUGGCUGCCAUCAUACUAUCGUUCGCUCGAAGGUGAACUAAGGUAUCCGUGGCCUUUGCUUCGCCUCCCGGACACGGCACGGACACAGACGAUAUGGACACAGUAUGGCCUCAGCGUACUGGCACAACUCAGGGAGAAGUCUGGUUCUGCCGAUACUGUACUUGCUCGCCAUCUUACUUCAAGUUACUACUGUGCGCACAGCAACAAUCAGCGCAUCAUUAGACUUCACGCCCGGACCUGCAUCCAGGGGCUCGGCCCCUUUGUUGGGCCCUUUUCCUACUAAAGCUCCAAAGUGUGACCGUACGUUUGUGAGUCGUCCGGGCGGCACUCAGAACGGAACGUUCACCGCGCCCACGUUCGUAAAUCCCGCUGGACAUUCUCGUCAGUGCAUCUACACGUUUCUGGCUGGACAGAGGCAACGUGUUGAGCUGUUUUUCACAUCUUUCAACCUCCGAGGCACCCCACCGGAUGGAACAACAGCGGGAGUGUUGCCUGCGUGUAUCCACGAAUAUAUGGACAUGUACUCGGAAGUGCAGCAGCCGGACACAUCAGAACUCAUUAAUUCACCAUUUGGAGGGCGCUACUGUGGCCUAAUCCCACCUCGGCGUCGCAUCUCCCUCUAUCGGGCCCUGGCACUUGGUUUUUAUACUGACAAGAAUGCCAGCCAUCCUGAACUUUUUAGUGGAAUAUAUGCUUUCAUUAAUGAUUCCACUUAUGAGAUUGGUACCCCAGUGCCAAACACACCCUGCAGUUUCAAAGUCCAUGCAGCCAACAAGAAGCAGGGUGUGAUUGUUUCACCAACAUACCCAGGAGCAUAUCCAAAGGAUCUGAGCUGUAGUUACCAGUUCAUGGGUCUCACAGGGCAGAGAAUUCGGAUAGAAUUCCGAGACUUUGACCUUUUCUUUGGAGGACCCCACUGUCCUUUUGACUAUGUAAAAGUUUAUGAUGGACCAGACAAUGAAUCAGCAGUCAUAGGUACUUACUGUGGCCAGCAACGCAAUUUGGUGCUAUACUCAUCAGAAUCCUCACUGCUUGUGACAUUUGUUACAAUUCCAAGAACUGCCAACACACAAAAUCGUGGUUUUAAAGGAAUAUUUGAAUUCAGUGAAAGUUUUGUCAAAUUAGAUUUCAUUGUGAAAAAUGAUGGAGAGCAUAUCCGUGGUUCUGAAUGUGAUCAGAAGAUCCUAAGUAAAAAAGAGUCAAGCGGUACAGUGUAUAGCCCCAACUGGCCUUUUCCAUACAUACCAAAGAUUGUGUGUCGUUAUUUUGUAUAUGGCAUGCAGGACUCACAGCAUCUAGAACGUGUACGCCUUGUGUUUGGACUAUUAGAUAUCUCUAAAGGGAAUCCAAAAGAGGGAAUAGACUGUCCAGAUGGUUACUUGAAAAUAUACUUGAAAGGCCAGGAGACAACAGAUUCAUAUGAUAAGUUUGACCAUGAGAUGUGUGGAGAAAAGAAGCAACCUUUUGUUGUUGUGUCAGAUGGACCCCGCCUUGUCAUGGUGUUCAGCAGUGGUGAGCUUCAGGGACGAGGUUUCAAGGCAAAUUACACCUUUGAAACAGAGUAUCGUAUUCCUGGCACUGCUGCACCUGACGGCACCUGCAAUUUCACUUACCGGAGUGGAAGUAGAAAGAAAGGGGAAUUUAAUUCACCGCGUUAUCCCUCCAACUACCCCAGUGAAACCAACUGUACAUACCUCUUUGUGCCAACACCUAAUGAGCAGGUCACAGUUGUGUUCGACCAUUUCAGGGUCCGAGCAGAUAGUGCAAAUAGCACAAAUGGUUCGUAUGGGGUUUCAAUAUGUCAGGAGGACUGGCUUGAAAUGUACAAUACAUACAAGGAUGGUACAGAAAAGCUGGUUGGCCGGUACUGUGGUAUGACAGCUCCAGGUCCCAUUGAAUCAAAUCGAGGAGCAUCUGGUGUGAAAAUCAUUUUGCACUCAGAUCAGGAAGGCGUGUUUAGUGGCUUUAAGGCCCAUUAUACAUUUGAGAGUGUGAAGUCCAUAUUCGGAGACUGUGGAAGCAACGUUAGUAGUGCAGAGUCCGGGGUUAUAUCCAGCCCAAAUUUUCCCCAAAAUUAUGAUGGCCCUGUGCGGGGACUUGCAAGCAAAACUUGCAAUUGGUAUAUCAUUGUCCGGCAAAAACACAAAAUUCUGCUCAACUUUGAUUUCUUUGCUGUUGAGGGUGAACCAACAGCGCGUGGCUGCCCAGCAGCAGUUGUUCGGCUCUGGCACACAAUUGAGGGGCCACCUUUAGAACUGUGUGGGGAGAAGCCAUUGACCGAAAAAUGGCAGUACUUGUCUGAAGGCAAUUCAAUGCGAAUUAGUUUCAUUUCUGCUGACAAGUCAGUGGGAGCACAGGGUUUUCGUGCAAUUUGGACAGAAGUGAGUGAGGGACCUGAUUGUGAACAAUUCACUUGUGUCAAAAGUAACUUCUGCAUCUCCAAGAAGCUUAUGUGUAAUAGAAUGGAAAACUGUGGUGCUGAUGACCAAUCUGAUGAAAUGAACUGUAUAGUGGAGGUUCCAGUUGACCCAUUCAAACUUUUGGGUGUUGCAUUAUGUGUGGGCGGUGUGUUAGCCUUGGGUUUAUGUGUGUGGUGUCAUCGCAAGCAUCAACGCAGGCGGCGACAAUUAGCUCGUCUCCGGCGCAACACCAUAGGGUCUAGCCGACGCCAGCUCAGUACUGGUAGUUCCAACAGAAGACAACAUGUAUGCGAUGAGCUGGGUGAACGGUUUGCCAGUGUUGACAGCGUCUGAUAGUAGGAAGAGACAUGAAAGCAUUUGAGGUUACAUAUGAUGCAUGGAUUUUGGUUCCUUGCACAGAAGUACAGAAUAAAUAGACUCAUUUGUUAUGUACUAACAGAAUUUUCAGUGAAAGGACAAAGGAUAUAUACUUUGAAAACAGAAGGAUUUUGUUAGCAUUUAACAAACUAUACCAAAGUGCAACGAGUGAUCCCACAAGCGAACAAAUUAAUAUUAUGUGGGUCAUAAUGUGGAAUUCAUGAACUGUAUUGUAAAACUUGCUAGAAACAAAUUAGUAAUAUUUAUAAAAUACUCAAGCUCACAUAUGAAGGACAUGAACUUGGUAGAAAAUUAAUGUUUUAAGAAAUACUUUUUGGACUGCAGUUUUUUGUGUGGGAGCAUAGGAUUGAAAAGUUUGCCAUAAGAAUCCUGUUAAGGUGCCAGAAUUUGCUAGUACUCAAUUAACAAAGCUCACAUUUCUUGGGGGUUGUAUACAUAAAUUUAGAGUCAAGCACUGGAAGCAGUACAUUCAAGUAUUUUUCCUUUAAUUUGAACAUUGGUUAUGGUAUUAAUAUAAAACAAACUAUUUAUUAUGGAAGGAAGAACAGUAUGUUUCUGCAAAGCUUUUAUGAACUUGGGUAAUUACCUGCCUAACACAGGAUCCUUUACACCUUGCUUGAAAUUAGUUACUUUUCAGUUUAAGGGAAAUAAAUAAAAAAAAUAUUGUGAUGUUAUUACCAAAUUGGCUCCUUCCAAUGCUUGAUUAUGCAAUGUAUCAGCACUUUAAUAAACAUUUCUGGAUGCAAGUUUUAAUGACCGAUGUCUGUUAUCAAGGCAUGCAAGUGUGUGAAAGGAUCAACAAAAAUCUUUUGAGAAUUUGCCAAUUAUUGUAAGUUGCCUGGAAAGGGGUGCUCUUCUCUGAAAAAAAUUAUUUUAAAAUAUAACUCAAAUCUGUAGGUAUAGAAGGAUUAGUGUGAUUUCAACACUAAUGAACUAAAAAUAUAAUACUAAUACUACUAUUACUACUACUACUACUACUACUACUACUACUCCUACUCC